This is a messenger RNA of Symsagittifera roscoffensis, 983 nucleotides long. RefSeq lists its product as uncharacterized. The coding region runs from base 25 to 882 and encodes 285 amino acids. Lineage: Eukaryota; Metazoa; Xenacoelomorpha; Acoela; Convolutidae. The transcript is spliced from 4 exons. The record is from RefSeq and is a predicted model, not a curated record.
UAAACUUAUUAAAUAGUGUUUGGAAUGGAUUACUCGUUCACAAUUUUCGACACAGGACUUUUGAAGGCUGCGAACAAACAGGAAUCAGUUACGCCCGUAGUCGAGCAUCAAUUUUGUCGUGCUUGUCAAAAUAACAAGCGGCCAGUAGAAACGAGGACAGUGAAAACACAAUUUUCACCCGAAUAUCUGGGCAAGAAAAAUAACCAGAUUAACGUGAAACCCUUAUGGACAGAAGACGAGCUAAAGAUUUUGCGAAUGAAGUAUCAGCAAAUGGAUAAAGAGAAGUUCAGUCUGAAAAGUAGAAACAAAAUCAUGGAGGUCAAACUGGCUGAGUUAGAAAAAGAGUUGGUGUGUUCCAAGGCCCAACUUGAUGAACUUACGCGUAGAUUUGCAGAUAGUGGUAUUCGGAACGAGAUUAACCAAACAGAAAGUCAUCAAAACUCAAAAGAUGUCAAGACUCUAUUGUCAGAAGUAGAUUCAAUCAAAGCCGAAAAUGCAGGACUUAAGGAAUCGCUGCUUGAAUCGAAGACCUUAAACCGAAAGUGCGAAUCAGAAAUCAGAUUACAAAGAGAAGAUUUAACAAGAAUUAAAGAGAAAGUAAGGAUUCACGAAAAUGAUCAACAGAGGGCUGUUCAAAUGAGAGAGGAAUCACUUAACGCCGAGUUUUCCCUAGAGAGAUCGAAACUAAAGCAGGAAAUAGAUCACUUAGAGUCAGCUCUGAAAGCUGAAAGAAACAACCAUAUCAUAACAAAGCGAGCAUUGGAGCAGCUGCAGUUGCAUUUUGGGAGGCAGGAUACUUUAAUACGAUCAUCGUUGGAAAAAGAGUCCCCCAGAAAACAAAAGAGCUCGCGGACGCCUGAUACCUAUGAAAUAGUAUUUUGAGGACGGCCGAAUAAGAACUUGAACUGUGUAUUGUAUAUUUGUAAAUAAUCAAUUAAAGCUAGCGAUGUUGAUGUAUUGAAUGAAUAAAGGUAAUGAAGUUA